AUGGAUGAGCAUACGCCUCUCAUCUCAACCGUCUACGUGACCCGACGCCCACGGCGCACCCCACAUACGGCCUUCAAGCGAUUCUGUACUGUUGCGCUUGGGAGCUGCCUGUUCGCUAUUGCCAUCUGCUUUCUCCUCCCGGUCGCCAUUUCUCCUCGUGGCCACGACUCUGUCUCGUCCUACGUCCCUUGGUCUCGUCCAUAUCCCGCAUCAUGGCCUCAAAGCAACGGGCUUAGCUUCGCUGAACUAGUGGACCUAUUACUGGAGACACCGAACGCAGACAAAGCUCGUGCAUGGAGUGAAUACUACACUGCCGGGCCCCAUCUGGCUGGCAAGAAUCUCAGUCAAGCCCUGUGGACAAGAGAAAGGUGGGAAGAGUUUGGUGUCAAGACGGAGAUUGUUGCCUACGACGUCUUUAUUAACUACCCACUCGGCCAUCGGCUUGCCUUGCUGGAUGGGAAGAAGGUCAAGUAUGAGGCUUCUUUGGAAGAAGAUGUACUCCAAGAUGAUCCGACCACCUCUCUGGAAGACCGCGUGCCGACUUUUCAUGGCUACUCUGCCUCCGGUAACGUUACCGCAUCAUAUGUGUAUGUCAACUUCGGCACCUACCAAGACUUUGAGGAUCUUCGCGCUGCAAAUAUAAGCUUGAAAGGCAAAAUUGCUCUUGCGAAAUACGGUCGUAUCUUUCGUGGUCUCAAGGUCAAACGGGCCCAGGAACUGGGUAUGGUCGGAGUGGUUAUGUACUCUGAUCCGCAGGAGGACGGAGAGAUCACAGAGGAGAAUGGGCACAAGCCUUAUCCUGACGGACCAGCAAGAAAUCCGAGCAGCGUGCAGAGAGGGAGUACGCAAUACAUAAGCACUCUUCCCGGCGACCCAACGACCCCUGGCUAUCCCUCUAAGCCUGGCGUCCCUCGCGUCGAUCCACACUUCUCUACUCCUCAAAUACCGUCACUACCUAUAUCUUACGCCGAUGCUCUUCCUCUCCUCAAGGCUUUGAACGGAUAUGGCCCGAAUGCCACAUCCUUCAACAAAUACUGGCACGGUGGAGGUCUGGGGUACAAGGGUGUGGAAUACAAUAUCGGGCCCUCACCAGAUUCGGUGGUUCUCAAUUUGGUCAACGAACAAGAGUACGUGACGACGCCGCUCUGGAACGUAAUAGGAAUCAUCAAUGGCACUGCCAAGGACGAAGUGAUAGUCGUCGGCAAUCACCGUGAUGCUUGGAUUGCAGGAGGGGCUGGCGAUCCUAACUCAGGCUCAGCGGCACUGAAUGAAGUCAUCACGUCCUUUGGAGAGGCGCUCAAAGCAGGAUGGAAGCCCCUUCGAACAAUUGUCUUUGCGAGUUGGGACGGUGAAGAGUACGGCCUCGUCGGCUCGACUGAAUGGGUUGAAGAAUACCUCCCCUGGCUUGCUGCGAGCACCGUUGCAUACCUUAACGUGGAUGUGGGUGCUCGUGGAAAACACUUUGAUGCUGCCGCAUCUCCGCUGUUGAACAAACUACUCUACGCAGUCACCAAUUCGGUUCCUUCUCCGAAUCAAACUGUCCCGGGCCAAUCCGUCGGAGAUACUUGGCAUGGCCAUAUACGUACCAUGGGUUCAGGGAGCGACUUUACAGCAUUCCAAGACUUCGCAGGAAUUCCGUCGCUUGAUUUUGGCUUCGCCAGCGGGCCGAAAGACGCAGUUUACCACUAUCAUUCGAACUACGAUUCCUUUCACUGGAUGGACACUUACGGGGACCAGGGAUGGCUUUACCAUGUCACGGUGGCGAAGGUGUUGUCACUGCUCAUUGCCCAGUUGAGCGAGACACCUCUCUUGUCCUUGAGCGCUGGAGAUUAUGCCCAAGGCCUCAAAAACUAUUUGGCUGAUGUGAAAGAAAGGUCAAAGUUGCAAUUGACCGGAUCGAGCUUCAGCUUCCACGCCCUUGACAACGCCACCGCGGGAUUCAAGAAGGCAGCUGCAAAAUUCGAUGAUUACACAGCCGACUUGACAGACAGACUUGCUGAAGAUGUGCCAUGGUGGGACUGGUGGAAGAAAGUCAGGCUGUUCUAUGAGGUCCGGAAUGCGAAUGAGAAAUACAAGGCCCUGGAACGUCAAUUCCUGUUCCCUGGCGGUUUGGAUGAAAGGCCCUGGUUCAAGCACGUGGUCUUCGCGCCAGGUCGGUGGACUGGGUAUGCCGGCGCCACCUACCCGGGGCUCGUCGAGAGCUUCGAGGACAAAAACUUGACGAACGCUCUCAGAUGGAGUGAGAUCAUUCAGGAGAGGUUGCGAUCGGCCACCAGGUUGUUAGAGUAG
Messenger RNA from Cladophialophora yegresii CBS 114405, 2289 nucleotides. RefSeq names its product glutamate carboxypeptidase II. The transcript is spliced from 2 exons. Gene Ontology annotation, molecular function: carboxypeptidase activity. The record is from RefSeq and is a predicted model, not a curated record. The coding region runs from base 1 to 2289 and encodes 762 amino acids. Lineage: Eukaryota; Fungi; Ascomycota; Eurotiomycetes; Chaetothyriales; Herpotrichiellaceae.